Messenger RNA from Peromyscus californicus insignis, 1449 nucleotides. Its product is annotated as speckle-type POZ protein-like. Gene Ontology annotation, cellular component: nucleus; cytoplasm. The record is from RefSeq and is a predicted model, not a curated record. Gene Ontology annotation, molecular function: ubiquitin protein ligase binding. NCBI's taxonomy places the organism in Eukaryota, Metazoa, Chordata, Mammalia, Rodentia, Cricetidae. Gene Ontology annotation, biological process: regulation of proteolysis; proteasome-mediated ubiquitin-dependent protein catabolic process. Bases 682 to 1308 code for a protein of 208 amino acids. The transcript has a single exon.
UUGGGCCACACCCUCUGCUGGAAGCCUAUAAAAGGACAUGGAAGAAGGAAGCUCUUGCUCUUUGCCUACUUGCCCUCACCUGGCGGCAAGUCCAUUCUUUCCCUAGCAUUAGAGAAUUUUUCUUCGGAUUUCAGCACAUACUGAAGACCGGGGGACACGUCCAACCUCUUGGACUGAAGUGAAAAGAAAACAAUUCCUAGUUCUUCCAGUUUAACCUUCAAACUACCCCCAGGAGAAAUGUCAGGGGACCAGACAACCCAGAGAUGGGACUACACACAAAUCAGCGUCCAGAAUUCCUUCUACAAGUGGACCAUCAGCAACUUCCAUUUCAUUCUGGAGGGAAUUCAGGAAAGCAUUAGAAGCCCAACUUUCUCAAUAGGAGCCAAUGACAAAUGGUGUUUGAGAGUACACCUGAAUGGAGCUGAUGAAGAAAGCAUAGAUUAUCUGUCAGUUUACCUAGUGUUGCUUAGCUGUCCAAAGAGUCAUGUUUGGGCAAAGUUCCAGUUCUGGAUCCUAAGCGCCGAAGGAGAGACAAUCCACGGUGUGUGGUAUCCAAGAGUCUUUAGGUUCAUGCCAGGUGUCGAACUGGGAUUUAAAAAGCUCAUUCUUAGAAAUUUCCUCUUGUCCUUUGCGCCUUGGCCUCUCCCAAAUGACGGGCUCACCCUCCUCUGCUAAGUAAGCAUGAUCCAGGACUCCUUCAGCAUCUCUGAUCAGAACAGAAAACAAGGGAUCCAGGUUCCCAGGUGUACUUUGGCAGAUGAGCUAGGAGAACUGUGGGCAAGUUCCCACUUCACAGACUGCUACCUGGUGGUAGCUGGACAGGAAUUCCAGGCUCACAAGGCCAUCUUAGCAGCUCGUUCUCCAGUUUUCAGAGCCAUGUUUGAACAUGACAUGGAGGAGAGCAAAACGAAUCGCGUUGAGAUCCAUGACCUGGAGCCGCAAGUCUUCAAGGCAAUGAUGGACUUCAUUUACACCGGAACGGCACCAGACCUGGACAGCAUGGCAGCUGCUGUGCUGGCAGCUGCUGACAAGUAUGGCCUGGAGCAUUUGAAGGUCAUGUGUGAGGAUGCCCUCUGCAGAGACUUCUCUGUGGAGAAUGCUGCCCACACUCUCUUCCUGGCUGACCUCCACAAUGCAGGACAACUGAAAACCCAGACACUGGAUUUCAUUACAGCUCAUGCUUCUGAGGUCUCUGAGACCUCAAGCUGGAAGACAGUGGUGGGGUCAUAUCCCCAGUUGGUAGCUGAAGCAUACCAUUCCCUGGCUUCUGCUCACUGCCCUUUCCUGGAGGCCCCCUCAAAGGCCUAAAUAAACCCUAGUACCUGGUCAGCUGUGACCUACAUGUGUCUCCCAGAAACAGCAGCCAAUGUUGUUACCAAUGACACCUAGGUAGACUAUGGGUUUUAUGGAGAAUUGACAGUGAAUCUGGGGAAAGACAUCAUGGUGGAU